AUGGCUGAUUCUGCACCUUCCCCUACGCCGUCCUCUUCGGGUUGCGGCGCACUACUCUACGUCAUCCCAGUGCAAGACGCUGCGUGCGCGCUACCCGCGACGGGCAACAACACCGACAUCUUGGGCGCGUGCUGUGGUUCUGCCGACGUAGUCUCCUACUAUGACGGAUGCGGACUCUACUGCCUCGCCGCGGGCCAGACCGUUGGCGACCUUACCAAGUGUCUAGGCAAUAAGGGGGCCUCUCCUGGGAAUAUCUUCUGCAACCAGAAUACCACAGCUACGGCCACCGAUACGGGGGCGCCUCUGCCUACCUCGGCCAGCGCUAGCAUCGUCGUCACGCAUAGCGGCGGCUCGGAGCCGACCCAGAGCGGCGACAGCGACAGCAGCCCGAGCUCGACAGAAUCUCCCGGUGCCGCCGCUGGCCUCCGGCCCGAAUACACUACUGUGAGCACCCUAGGUUUUACAAUCGUAGCUCUGCUCUUCUCCGCAACGGCGUUCGGUGCCUUGCAGCUAUAG
Daldinia childiae is the source of this 516-nucleotide messenger RNA. RefSeq lists its product as uncharacterized. The coding region runs from base 1 to 516 and encodes 171 amino acids. The transcript has a single exon. The record is from RefSeq and is a predicted model, not a curated record. NCBI's taxonomy places the organism in Eukaryota, Fungi, Ascomycota, Sordariomycetes, Xylariales, Hypoxylaceae.